Penicillium coprophilum is the source of this 600-nucleotide messenger RNA. Its product is annotated as 5-formyltetrahydrofolate cyclo-ligase. Lineage: Eukaryota; Fungi; Ascomycota; Eurotiomycetes; Eurotiales; Aspergillaceae. Gene Ontology annotation, cellular component: mitochondrion. The transcript has 3 exons. The record is from RefSeq and is a predicted model, not a curated record. Gene Ontology annotation, biological process: folic acid-containing compound biosynthetic process; tetrahydrofolate interconversion. Gene Ontology annotation, molecular function: 5-formyltetrahydrofolate cyclo-ligase activity. The coding region runs from base 1 to 600 and encodes 199 amino acids.
AUGGCUCUCCAGGCUGCAAAGCGUGAACUUCGCAAGAGGAUGAGCUCAACUCUGCAGACCAGCACGGCAACGGCCAGGUUUUUGUCACUGCCCGAGUACCAAAAUGCCAAAAGCAUUGCCGUGUACCUGUCUAUGCCAAGCGGGGAACUCUCAACAACCGGGAUUGUAAAGGAUGCCCUACAACGUGGAAAGAAUGUCUACAUCCCGUACAUUCACACCCAAGAUAAAACAUCUAUCAUGGACAUGUUCGCCCUCGGAUCAAUGUCCGAGUUUGAGUCAUUACAGCCGGACAAAUGGGGAAUCCCAUCUCUCCGAGCUACGCAAAUCGAAGGUCGACUGAACGGAUUGACACAGGGCUUGGAUCUUAUUGUCAUGCCCGGGGUGGCCUUUGACCACGGGUUCCGACGACUUGGUCAUGGCAAAGGGUAUUAUGAUCAUUUUCUAACGCGAUACUCAACAUUGACCCGCAAAAUGCCAUUCCUUGUUGCCCUUUCUCUUCAAGACCAAUUGCUCUCCGAGGAUAUUCCUGUGGUGGAGCACGAUUGGUUGAUAGAUGCGAUCGUGGUUGGUGAUGGUCAAUACUUGGACCGCAGGGUGUAG